AUGAAUGAUGACAUAAAAAGUUAUUUAGACGAUUUGAAUGGAAUAGAUAAUAUAUUAAAUGAAGAAAUAGAGAAAGAAAAGAAAUUAAAGGAAAAGAGAAAAUUUGACAUUUAUGAUGAAUAUGAAUUAUUGUUAAAUAAAAAGAAAAAAAAAAAAAACAUAAAUUUAGAUAGAAACAACAAUGGUACAACUAUUAAUGAAGGAAAUAUAAAACCAAAUCCUUUUAAUAAUAUUAUUUAUAAUAGAACCUUUCAUAACAAUUAUAUAUUUAAUGACUAUGAAUUUUUAAAAGAAUAUGUUUAUAAAAACAAUUUAAUAAGUGAUGAUAUAUUUUUUAAAAAAGAAGAAAUAACUAUAAAAGAAAUGAAAGAAAAAAAGAAGUUAUUAGAUACCAAUGAAGACAUAAAUGAUUUCAUAAAAAUUUAUCAUCCAAAUGAGUUAUAUCCUCCUAUGUAUGUGAAAAAAGAAAGUAAAAAAGAAAGAGAUGAAGAAAAGAAAAAAGAAAAUUUAGAAAAUGAACAAGGAAUAAAUUGUAAAAAUAAUAAAGAGUUUAGAAUUUUAAUGGAAAAAUUAUUAUUAGAAAUUAAAGAAGAAGAUAAAAUAAUAAAUGAAAAAAAAAAAAUAGAAAAAAAUAAAAAAGAUGAAGAAAGAGAAUUGAAAAAAAAUGUGGAUCUAAAACUAAAUUCCAAUGAACAAGAAAAUAUAAAUUCAUCUCUAUAUGAUGAUACUAUUGUAGAUGAUAUGAAUUUAAAAAAAGAAAAUGUGAAAAAUAAAAAGAAAGUAAAUUUUGUAGAAAAAUAUAGAGCUAAAUAUUUUUCUGAGUUAUUGACUGAUGAAUCUAUUAAUAGAGAAGUUUUGCAAUGGUUAAAAAAGUGGGUUGAUAGAAUAAAAAAAGAAAAAAAAAUAUAUGAAAAUAAUGAAGUAAAAGAAGAAUAUGAAAAAAAUGAUUUUCAACGAAUAUUAUUACUAGGUGGAUCAGCAGGAAAAGGAAAAACAACAUUAGCACAUGUUAUAGCUAACCAUUUUAAGUUUAACAUUAUAGAAAUAAAUGGAAGUGACGAUAGAAAUAAAGAAACACUGAUCCCAUUUAUAGAAUCAAUUGUAUGUAUAAAUUCUAUUGGUUCAAAACCUAAUAUAUGUAUUAUAGAUGAAAUUGAUGGAUUAUCUAGUACAUAUCAAAAUAUUGAUAGUAUAAUGAAAUUUCUAAAUAAAAAAGAUAAAAAAAAUAGAAGUAUUAUUAAAAGACCAAUCAUCUGUAUCUGUAAUGAUAUAUAUCAUAAAAGCUUGAAAGAGCUAAGAAAAAUUUGUAAGGUAGUUGUUGUAGAAAAUGUUAAUAUAGAGAUGCUAAAAACUAGAAUAAAUUAUAUUUGCGAUAGAGAAAAUGUAAAAAUAAGUAAUGAAACUGUUAAUAAAUUAAUAGAAAUAUAUAAAGGAGAUAUUAGGGCUAUUUUAAAUAUGAUAUAUUUUCUAAGUAUAGGUAUGCAGAACUCUUCUAAUUAUUCUAAUUAUUCAACAUAUGAACAAAAAAAAAAUGAAAAUGGAGAUAAAAUUUUAAGAAAAAAUAUGAAUUCAACAAGUAAAUGGAAUAAUUCAGAAUGUGAUAACAUAAAUAAAAAUUAUAGUAAUAAUAAAAAAAACAAAAAUGAGAGUAAAAUUAUUAUAAAUAUAGAUUUAUUGAACUCCUAUUUAUUUUACAAAGAUGCAAAUAAUAAUUUUAUUGAAUUAUUAAAUAUGAUUUAUGUAAAAAAUAAAAAUAAAAAAAUAACAAAUAAAUUACUAAAAGAGUGCUAUAAUUUUUUUUAUAUCAAUUUAGCAAAUGAAUAUAAUUAUUUACAAUCUUAUUAUUAUAUAUAUGAUAAUUUAUUAAAUAUUCCAUUUAAUGAUUUUGAUUUUUGUAAGUUAAGUUACUGUUUAGAUUUCUUAUCUUUUUGUGAUAGCAUAGAGUAUAAACAGAAACAAAAUUUAAAUUAUUCUUUACAAAAAACUCUUUAUUUUGCUACAUAUUUAUUUAUAAUAAUUAUACAUUUAAAUACAAAUUCUCAUAUUCAAUAUACAUUAUUAAAUAAUAGUCACAGUAAUUAUUUUCGUAAAAAGCAAAAUGAGAUUAAAAAAAUGAAAGACAAUUUUAUAAAUGAAAAAUAUGGAGUUAUCACAUAUAAGUAUGUAUAUUCAAAAAAUUUUUUUUUUGAAACAAUAAAUUAUUUAUUUUCUUUUUUUUAUAUGAAUGAAUUUUUUUUUAAAAAUGUACAUCUUUGGGGGAAGCAGAGUUAUUAUAAAGAAUUAGAUUUACCUAAAUAUAUCCUAGUUCCAUAUGAACAUAAAGAUAUUAAUAAAUUUCAAAUAUUUUGUUUAAAAAUUUUAUAUAUAAUGACGCUUUUUAAUAUAUCUUUUACAAAUAUAUCUGUUUCUACUUCUCACUCUCACACUCAUAUUUCUUCAUAUAAAAAUUAUAGGAAUGAUACAAAUCAACAAAAUAAUGAAAAAAAUAACAUUUCACUCAAUUCUCAAAUAGAAAAAUCAUAUGUAUUUGACCCAUUUGUUGAUGAUUUCUUGAUUUUUGCUGAUAAAAAAUCAAAUGUAUUUCCUGUAUUUAAUAAUAUGAAUAAAAAUGUACAAGUUAACUUAAGUAGCAGUUCCUUCAAAUUCAAGACAAAAAAUAAUUUUUUAAAUACAAAUGUAUGUGAAAGCUUGAAUGAAUUAAAAAAGUGGAUAAAUAAUAAUUCAAUAAAUUUCAACGAAAAAAGUAAUUUAAAUCAAAUGCAAAUUAUUAAAGCAUCUAAAAAGAAUAAUAGUAAAAAGUCUGCUUUUGAAGCUAAUUAUAUUUCAAAUUUUGAAAUAUCUUUAAGUGAUAUGAUUUUAAUUGCAAACCAAAACAGUUAUAAAAAAACUUUUCAAAAAUAUUUUGAAAAUAUAGAUAAAAAAAAAAAUCAAGUAAAUUUGGCAAAAGGAGAAAAUGCAAGAAUGGAACAAAAUAUAUUAAAAACAAAAAUUUUAUGCAAUAAAAGAAAUGACAAUCUUACUAUAUCUGAAUUGAUAAAUGAAGAAAAAAAAUAUAUGAAUGAAAUUAUAAAUAAAGAAAAAAAAAUUUAUUUUUCAGGUAAAUAUGUUAAAACAAAAGGUUAUUACAAAAAUAUAGAAGAACGCUGUAACGCUGUCUUACAGCCAUUAAAUUUUUGUAUUUUAGGAAAAUAUAUAAACAAUUAA
Messenger RNA from Plasmodium gallinaceum, 3204 nucleotides. Its product is annotated as replication factor c protein, putative. Bases 1 to 3204 code for a protein of 1067 amino acids. The transcript has a single exon. The record is from RefSeq and is a predicted model, not a curated record. Lineage: Eukaryota; Apicomplexa; Aconoidasida; Haemosporida; Plasmodiidae. Gene Ontology annotation, molecular function: ATP hydrolysis activity; ATP binding; DNA binding. Gene Ontology annotation, cellular component: nucleus.